CUUAGCACUGCUGUCUACUUCUGGCUCAGUUCCCCCCUUUCCACAGACGCAUACUUCAUGUCCCAGUGUCUGUCAACAUACAGGUUCAUGUCAGCACAAUAAAAGUUAUGUUUUUAACAUCUUAGAAGAGUUUAUUUAAGACUCUGAGCAUAAGGUACAUAAGAAACUUCACCUAGUUUUUGACUGCGGUGUUUCCUGUUGCUAACCAUGAGGCAAGUGAUAGCAGCUGGACUGAUGCUUGCGUCUGUCUUAAGCCAGAUUGAGGGGAAGAAAUUCCGCUGGUGUGUCUUAUCUGACAAGGAACAGAGGAAGUGUGCCGAAUUCUCUAAAGCACUUUUUGCAGUUUUAACUCCAGCAGCACAAAGGUCUUAUGGUAAAGUAUCCUGUGUGAAGGCCUACAGCACUCUAGACUGCAUCAAUAAGAUCCGGGCAAACUUAGCCGAUGCUAUCUCUGUCGAUGCUGGAGAUGUUUAUACAGCAACCAAGUCAUAUGGUCUGACUGUUGUGGCGAAGGAGAUUUAUCCAAAUGGUGCCUGUAUCUUUGCUGUUGCAGCUGUUAAGGACAAGACCAUCAAUAUCAGAAAGCUAAAAGGACUCCGCAGUUGCCAUGGUGGUGUUCGUCGAACAGCAGGGUGGAAUCUUCCUCUCGGUUUUCUCCUCUUUAGAAAUUACCUUCCCUGGAAAGAGGACCAGUCUUUAAAUGAAGCUAUAAAUGAUUAUUUCAGUGCCAGCUGCAUUCCUGGAAUUGGGGCGACUCUUCCAAAGCUAUGUUCACUCUGUAAAGGAGAGAAGUCCUAUGUCAUGAGCAAAAACCACUUCUGUGAAACUACAGACAAUGAGCCGUAUUUUGAUUCUGAAGGUGCAUUCAGCUGCCUGAGGAAUGGUGAUGCAGAUGUGGCAUUUCUUGAUCACAUGGCAAUCAACAAUGUUACAGAUGAAAGCUACAUGUUACUUUGUCCAGACGGUUCACAGGCUCCACUGACUGACUUCAGAAACUGCAACCUUGGACAGGGACCAGGUCAUGCUAUAGUAACAAGGCACACGUUUCGAAGAAUUGCUUUAAAGUUCCUAACAGUUAGCCAGAAUCUCUUUGGGCGGCAAGGUACAGAACUGCAACGCUUCAACCUAUUUGAUUCGGCUGCCUACAAUGGCAAGAAUGUAUUGUUUCGAGAUGCAACUCAGAAGCUUCUUCUCCUAGCAGAUGAAGUCGACGUAAAUCAGAUUCUGGGGCUGGAUUACGUUGCCCUAAUGAAAGGUCUUGGACAUGAAGGAAGCUCACUGGACAACAGUGUUGUACGCUGGUGCUGUAUUAGUGCGGCUGAGCUGCGAAAGUGUGAGGACUGGGCAUUGAGGAUCAAGUCUGAUCCCCUGGUGUGUGUUCGAGGGGUGUCAGCAACAGAGUGCAUUCAAAAGAUCAAGAGAGAUGAAGCUGAUGCGAUGUCACUGGAUGCGAGUCAUGCCUUUAUCGCUGGCAAGUGUGGCCUUGUUGCUGUAGCAGCAGAAUAUUAUGGAGAAAACUGCAGUGCGAUUGCAGCAGCGGGUGAAGCGGCAACCCAGUUCCAAGAUAAAGAGCUAGAACCAGUGUAUGCUGUUGUUGUUGCAAAGAAAGCCAGUAGGAAUGUAAACAUCCACAAUAUGGCUGGUCGGCGUUCUUGUCACAGCUAUCUGUACAGCCCGGCGGGGUGGCUACUUCUUGCCAGAUACACAAUUGGGGAUGACAGGAAUGACAGCUGUGACUUCAAUCAAGGGUACCACAGUUACUUCUGGAAGAGCUGCAUGCCAGGUUCUGAUGGUAACCUCUGCAAAGUCUGCAUUGGAGGUGAAGAUGAAGGUAGUAAGGCCACUAAAAGAUGCACACCCAAUCAUAAUGAACGUUACUAUGGCAACAUGGGAUCCCUUAGGUGCCUAGUUGGUGAUGUAGAGGGGAAGAGCUUUGGUGACGUGGCAUUUAUGGAGCAUUAUUCCCUGCUGCAAAACAUUGAAAAUCUAAAACUCACUGGCUGGGCAAGUGACUGGAAUCCCUCUGAUUUUGAGCUUCUGUGUCCUGAUGGAAGCCGGGUGCCUCACACAGAAUGGAAGGAUUGUAAUCUUGGGGCUGUUCCUCCAAAUAUUAUCAUGACUCGUCCUGUAAUCACUACAAAAAUCUAUGACUUCCUCAUUAAAUCUCAGGAAACAUUGCAGUUGCAUUCAGACUCAGAGUUCCAGCUAUUCCAGUCUAGACGAUAUGGAGAGAGUGAUUUACUUUUCAAGGAUGCAACAACAUGCUUGGUUCCUGCUAUCCAUUUGGGUUACAAAGCAAUAUUAGGAGAAACGUUCAUGAAGAUGGCAGAAGUGGCCUUUAACUGCACAAAUUCAGAUAUCCUUCGGUUCUGUAACCAGGAUACCUGCAAUUCUCGCUAAUAUAUGGACAAGCUGAAUGAGCAAACACCAUACCAACUUUCAUGUGUUGAGUCUACAAUCCAAGACUGCUGCUGGACAAAAUGAAACAUUUGCUAAACUGCUGCUGAACAAAAUGAAACAUUUGCUAAACUUCAGCCCUCAAACGUUAGCUUGCUUGCAGAAAAUGCACAGAUGUCCAUUAAAAUCCAUUUAUUUUCCAAA
Molecule: messenger RNA, 2601 nt
Organism: Protopterus annectens (West African lungfish)
Lineage: Eukaryota; Metazoa; Chordata; Ceratodontiformes; Protopteridae
Product: melanotransferrin-like
Exons: 17
Coding region: 208-2400 (730 amino acids)
Biological process (GO): iron ion transport
Cellular component (GO): recycling endosome; early endosome; plasma membrane
Source: RefSeq, a predicted model, not a curated record